AUGGGUUUAUUUGGCGCAUUAGCAGGAGUCGCAUCUAGAUUUUUACCCGCAGUGGGAACAAUAGCCAGAGGUGUAUUUGGAGUUGGAAGGAAGAUUUUGAGUACAUUAGGUAUACUUAAAGAGAAAGCACAACCUAUUAUACAAACUGUACAGAAAGGUUGGGAUGUAGCACGAGAUGCAACAAAUCUUAUUCCAAAUCCUGAAACAAGAGGAAAAGUUCAAGGAUGGAUGGACAAUGUAGGAAGACAAGCAGGAAACUAUUAUAACAAAGCAAAUGACUACUAUAACCAAGCAGGACACUAUAUGGACCAAG
Trichomonas vaginalis G3 is the source of this 313-nucleotide messenger RNA. RefSeq lists its product as uncharacterized. The transcript has a single exon. NCBI's taxonomy places the organism in Eukaryota, Parabasalia, Trichomonadida, Trichomonadidae. The annotation marks the transcript as partial. The record is from RefSeq and is a predicted model, not a curated record.